Xiphias gladius (swordfish) is the source of this 989-nucleotide messenger RNA. RefSeq names its product intraflagellar transport 22 homolog (Chlamydomonas) (gene ift22). Gene Ontology annotation, cellular component: endomembrane system. Gene Ontology annotation, biological process: intracellular protein transport. Gene Ontology annotation, molecular function: GTPase activity. NCBI's taxonomy places the organism in Eukaryota, Metazoa, Chordata, Actinopteri, Istiophoriformes, Xiphiidae. The coding region runs from base 254 to 814 and encodes 186 amino acids. The record is from RefSeq and is a predicted model, not a curated record. The transcript is spliced from 5 exons.
UGAAACCAUAGAAACGAGAAUGAUGUUUACUGCCAGGGCAGACCAUACUCGGGUAACAUCAAGUUACGAAGAUUAACAUUCUGUACAUUUCAUUGCUUGAAACCCCAAAUACCCAGAAUCGUAUCGUUUUAUAUAAAUACUCAGCUAAAACUGAGUGUUAUUUAUCUUGUUUUGGUGGCAUAGCUUGGCAGUUCCAGGGCUUCUUCAGUUAAAGUUAGCUGGUUAGCUAAUGCUCGCCUUCUGUUGAGUGGAAAUGUUCAAAGCAAAAAUACUUUUUAUUGGUCCCAGUGAGAGUGGGAAAACGGUUCUUACAAAUUUUCUCUCUGACACAAUGGAAAAUGUGGGAGGUGAAUACAGACCUACUCAGGGAGUCAGGAUACUGGAAUUUGAAUCACAAGCUGAAGGCAGUGGUGACAACAAGACAUGUGAGGUUGAACUUUGGGAUUGUUCAGGAGAUUUCAAAUUUGAAUCAUGCUGGCCUGCACUCAUGAAGGACUCCAGUGGUGUGGUGAUCAUUUUUAAUCCGGAUGUUCCAAGUCACCUCAAAGAAAUAGAGACGUGGUAUUCGAUGUUCAUCUCCUCUCAGGGUUUGCAGGACAAUCAGUGCUUACUCAUAGCCCACCACAAACCCGGCAGCGGAGUAGAAGAUGGACGCCUGCCUUUAGCCUCACAUUUGAGCAGACUGCCACUUAUUCACUCCAACCUGGAGGAGGAACCAGAGGACGUGAGGCAAGCUUUCUGCAGAUACUUGGGAAAUGUUGUAAAUACAAUGUCAGAGAGUCGGGAGAGAGAGGAGAUGUCAAUCAUUACAUAAGGGCAAAAUCUAUAAAAUAUGCACCUUAAUGAAGAAAAAUAAUGCUGGCAUCGGCAAUCUCUGUGUAUGUAACAGUCACCAACACUUCUCAUUUUUAAGUAAAUUAUACAUCUUUAGUCAUUCAGCUGUGCAUAAAUCUCUCAAAACCCCUUUCAAACUCUAAUAUUUUCCUAAA